Ceutorhynchus assimilis (cabbage seed weevil) is the source of this 2456-nucleotide messenger RNA. The record is from the annotation of a GenBank genome assembly. Lineage: Eukaryota; Metazoa; Arthropoda; Insecta; Coleoptera; Curculionidae.
GGCAUGAAUAACCUUAAGAAAGAUUUUUGACAUAUGUGACAUGAGACUGAUGGUGCGGUAGUCACCACAAGAUUUGGGGUUGGUUUUCUUCGGUAUGUGAUAAAUGUUGAAACCAGCCAGUCACAUGGAAUCUUGCCACUCUCCUCUCAUAUAUUUGAUUAAAUAGUGACGUCAAGGUGGUAAUACAUUGCUGAUCUAUAAAUCUUGAGCACUUCUGCUGAUUUAUGGUUGGGACCAGGAGAUUUUCUGUUUUUAGUAAUUUCAAUGGCAUGUCGUUAACGCUGAUCAUUCUUGAAAAGUUCAGGUAUGUAUUUCUGCCACGUUUUUAUUUUUUCGUUCACUUCAUAGACAAUCUUGCCCCGUUCAUCCAUAAUGACUUGUGUUGUUCUUUUUUUAUGUCUGCCUGUGACUUCUUUGUUUUUUUUUUUUUUGUACAUAUUGAACGCGUCAUGCAUACGAUCAAGUUUUUCAAUGUCUUCUCACUCAUUCAUCUUUCCUUAGCUUCUCUAAUUUUUUGUUUAUUGGCACUAUGAAUUUGUCGUUUUUACUUUCCGUCUACCAUUAAUCAACUGAUUUCGUUGGCCAUCCACUGCUUCUUCUUUUGUUGAUUUUUAGCAGUAGUCAGUCAGUCAGACUUUCCAGAGUUUGAAGAAUGUCUACAGAAAGAACAGUCAAAAAACCUACCUAGUCGUUUAGUCAAAUUCAAAACUUAUGAAGAACUCGGAAUAUUUUUUUAAAUUUAUUUUAAUAAUUGAUCAAUCUCUACAAAUAAUUUAUUUGUAACGCCCUUUGGUAACUAAGAUAUUAUUAUUUGGGCGUAUUCAAAAGUGCAUUUUUAAUAACAUAAUUUGAGAAAUUAUAUAAUUUCUACAUGGAAAUUAUGUUGGACUGGGCGAAUGCAAUUAUGUAGUAAUAAAUAAUUUAUUUUUUAUAAUGUAUGCAGAGAAUAAUAUUUUGUCCUAAUAAGCAUUUCUGUUUGCACUAGUAACAAUGUCAUUUUGGGUAAGUAACUUUAUUAAUGGAAAAAAUUAUUAUUUUAACAAUAAUAAUUGUUUCAGGUAUUACCAUUGGAAAACGAUUUUCUAGGCCUCUGCCUGCCUUUGGCCUUUUGGUUCGCAAUGUUGCCCAACAUUUCGGAAAAUAAAAGUCGCCAUUAUAAGAUAACUCAUAACGUUCACACUUUUUUUAUUUACUUAGUGGCCCUCUGUUGUGUUUUGGCCGAAGUGAUCAAGCUCUAUCAAAUUGUAACCGACGAUUAUUUCAUUUACGAUGAAUUGAUUAGGAAUUUAGUAAUGACCACUUUCCAUAUUACGACGAUGUUAAAGUGUGUUUUUUUGAGAAGUAGAACCAGUGCAAAGCUUUUUAAAGCGAUUAUAAACUAUGAAAAAAUGGUAUACGAUAGUGCAAACGAUAAAAUCAUUUCUAUUUAUCGAGAACUUUUGACCAACAUGCAGAAGACCAGGAAUUAUUAUUUUAUGGUCUUUCUAACUAACGUUGUAUUCUACAUUGCCGCGCCCAAAUUUAGAGAUCCCUAUUAUAUUACAAGAAAUAAUGUAACUGCUAUUGUCCAACAAAUGCCGAUAUCUUCAUGGACACCGAUCGAAAACAACUAUUGGUUUUCUUUUAUUUGGACUUCAGGAGUUGGGUUCUACUUGGUAAUAUUUUUCCUGACGACGGAUUUAACAAUAAACAGUUUUAUCAUGUUUGGUGUGUGCCAAAUAAAAAUCCUUAAACAUUUCAUUUCCGAUUUUCAUUAUUAUGCCAACGAUAUAAAACAAAAACGUAGUUGUACUAAAGAAGAAUCAUUUAGGAUGUUGCAAAAAGAAUUGAUUAUAAUGCACCAAGAAAUUCUAAGCUCUAUUAGGGAUCUCAAUAAGACCCUAAAAAAAGUAAUGCUGAUAGAUUUCGUACCAAGCUCAUUACAACUAGCUGGAGUAUUAUUUCAAACGAUGGCAAACCUGAGCGUUAUCCAAUGUAUACUAGUGGGUCAGUUCAUCGUUACUCUCUGCGCUAGAAUUUUCAUUUACUGCAACAAUGCUCAAAAUUUGGCGGUUCAAAGUGAAAGCGUCGCAUCUACUUGGUAUGAUAUCGACUGGACCGAGUUACCUCAUGAUGUAAGAAAAAAUAUCGUUUUCUGUAUGAGCGUAGCUCAAAAACCGCUAUAUAUAACUGUCGGAGAUAUGGGGAAUAUAACUUUAGAAACUUUUUUGUCGAUUAUAAAAGGAGCCUACUCCUAUAUGAUGCUAUUGAACACAAUUUAAGAUUCACGUUCACUGAAAAUCUUUAACUCACUCGAUUUAUAAAGCAAAAUAAAACUACUCUUAACAUUAUUUGAGCACCUUGGUAGAAUUUACUCUUAUGUACUUAUUACGACACCUAAACAAAUUAUAUUAUAUGUUUUUCUAAGUAAAUAAAUUACCUACGUUUAUCAAUACACUUAUAAGGGUUGAAGUCAG